This is a messenger RNA of Ciona intestinalis (vase tunicate), 5590 nucleotides long. Lineage: Eukaryota; Metazoa; Chordata; Ascidiacea; Phlebobranchia; Cionidae. The record is from RefSeq and is a predicted model, not a curated record.
CGGUUUUACUUGCACUGCAGUUGUAGUUGUAACAAAUGUGAUCAAGCCGAAGGAAACGACUGUAAAAAACUGGGAAUUUCCAGACCUGGGCUAUGAAGCAGACGUUGUCAGGAAUGUUUCGCGAAUUUGGUGUAAAAAAUGCAGUGAAUUUUAUAAAAAUAAUGGAAACCAAAUUUGACAGAAAGUUUUUGCUAUAAAGUAGGUAGACUCCUAUGUAAAAGGAACAUCACUUAAAAAAAAUAAUUUUCGCUACCAUCUUUCGUCCCGCUCUCACGAGACAGCUGUGCUUAGGCUUAUUGAACAGGCUCACGAAACCACCAAUGAAAGUAAUUCCGCCAGCACAUCGACUGUAGUUAGUGCCAGUGGUGGGCAAACGACGCUGCUGCCAUAUUUUAGACGAUUAAGUUCAGAUCAGCGAAACCAAAUGAUUAGAAAAUUUCAAACAGCGCACUUUCUAACAACAAAAGCAAAGUCAUUUAAACUGUACGAAGAUAUAUGCAAAUUUAAUAAAGAUAUUCUGGAUGUAGACUUAGGCUCCGCUUAUCUAGAUCGAAAGUCUGGUGAAGAAAUAACUUCCUAUCUCAGUCGAAGCAGUAGAUUAAAAUGCAUUACCAAACCGGUAAAAGAGGCAACAUUAGAUAUUAUAGUAUAUUGUCGGGUGGCAGCUCGUCAGCCAAAAUCAUGGAUGAAAAGGAGCUGUUUGUAUUUAAAUCGGCAAUGUUCGGCAAAUCCAAGUUUUCUGUUUUGUCUCUUGAAGAACCUGAGGACACUUGCGCCGAAGGUUUACAAGUCGCCAUGGACCAUGCUAUAGAGAAAAGUUCUUGGAGAAGAAGAAUCGACUACAGUUACUUUUCACCAAUACAUUGUUCAAGGGGACUUACUGGCAGCGAAAAAUAAAGUGUCCAGCGAACUGCAACAUAUUAUUGAACAAUUGGUAGAAUCAUUGGGGACAAGGUUGUCUCCUCUGUUAGAAGACCCACUGUUUAAAUCAAUUUCAAUAUUUUUGGACACGCGACAAACUUUGUCCGGUCAACAUUGAAAUUAAUAACAGACGCUAGUUUAAGCAAGGAAUACUCUACUAGGAUUGCUUUCUUUGAUUUAAUAAAACUAUAAAACUAAUCGGCGAUUACCAACUACAGUUAAAAAAAUCUCACAUGUUUCUACCUGCAACGAAUUUUAUUUGUAAUAAUAAUUACCUGGAAUUUAAUAGUGCUUUAGGAUUGUCUGAGUUUUAUAUUACGUAACACGGGUUGAAAUAUUUGUUCGUAUUGUUACGUAUUACAUUAGUCACAAUCCCUAUUAUGGCGCAAUCAAAUACCGCAAGUGCAUUUCGACAUAGCUAGUAAUGUUACGUCACAAUUGCCAUUGUCUCCGCAUAAAUGUCGGAUUUAUGAUAAUAUAAAGCUGUUUGUUACGUCAGAACUGCACGAAUAGGUAACUUACGCAUACGUUAACACGAAACAAAAUGUUACCCAGCCGGCAAAGUAAAUAAAUUCCGGAUUCCCACGCCGGCUGUUUUUUUGCCGGCAGUUUUAAAAAAAUCCGGCCGAAAAUAGGCACUGUUUACACAGCUGCCCAUGCAUUAAAGCUUAUUUUAGCUCAGUUCGAUGGGUAUACACAGCGUUCUCGUACCUUAUUCGAUGGGACAAUCGAUGGGUAUAUUUCUUGAAAGCCUACUUUUUGCUAACGCGAGUUUGGUGUACUCUCUUUAUUAGUACAUUAAAUUUAGAUUAACAAACAAUAUUGCUGCUAAACAGACGAGGAUUUUUCGCUGUAUCGCAUUCUAAACAAUGUAAGCCAGCAGCGCUGUUUAAUAUUUCAUUUAAAAUAUUUUCCGACGUCUAUGCUCUCGUGUAUAUAGUUCGUUUUCCUAUAUCGUUUAUAAAAAAAUUGUCUUGCGUAGAGUACAAAUAGCAUGAUAAUACUAUUAGAGGUCGACCGAUAUAUCGUUUCACCGAUAUUAUCGGCCGAUAUUUACGUUCUACCGAUAAUCGGUAUCGGUAAAAAAGCACCGAUAUAUAAAUUGUUCGAGCGAUGUGCGUAUGCGAAUAUAACGAAGAGAAGAGAGAGGGGAAAAGGCUAGAGAAAAAAGAAAAAGGCGCCGUGACGUUGAAGCGUAAGCGCGCGAAACAAACCACGCGAAAUAGAUUACCGCAUAUCGUUAGUAUAAUAAAACUUGCAAGAUGAGUGCCAUUGCGAAAGUUUCCUCUAGCAAAGUUUGGGAUUAUUUUAAUGUUUCGGAAGGUUCAGUUAAGUGCCAACUGUGUAAGAACUUGGUCAGUCAAGGUUCCACUUCUUCUGCUCAGAAAAAUACAAGUAACCUAUGGUCACAUUUGCGUAGUAAGCACAGAGAAGUAGAAGUGUAUGAACAAGCGCACUGCCAUAAAAUAGGCAAAAGUUCAAAGGUCGUGCAGCCUACACUGUUUCAGUCGUUUGACAAUAGUAGAAAGUGGUCUAAUACAGAUGGUCGGUCCAGAAAUUUGGAUAAGCUGAUAAUUGAGAUGAUAGCUACAGAUAUACAGCCAUUUUCAGUCACAAAUGACAUAGGAUUCAAACGUCUUCUGGCGACUGCAGAGCCAAGGUACAAUCUUAAAGAUGAAAAGUAUUACAGAACAGAAAUGUUGCCUAAAGUUCACCUGAAAGUUGUUGAUAAAAUUAAAAAUAUGCUCAAAGAAGAAAAUGCAGGAGAGAGUUUGUCAUUUACUACAGAUUGUUGGUCAGGUUCAACUGAAUCUCUUAUGAGUUUAACAGCUCAUUUUAUUGACAAUCAAUGGAAGAGAAAGCAACUAGUUUUGUCAGUAAAGUCAAUGUCGGAGUCUCACACAGGAGAUUACAUAGGUAAAGUGUUCUUGGACAUUCUUAGCCAGUGGGAAAUUGACAGAAGUCGUGUGUUGCUUGUUUUACGUGACAGUGGUGCUAAUGUUGUCAAAGGCAUGAGGGUAGCAGAUGUUUCAGAUUUCAGCUGCUGUGCACAUACCAUGCAAUUAAUAAUAAAAGAGGGUAUAGAAUCUCAAAGAGUCGUAAUUGAUAUUGUGGCAAAGCUUAAACGCUGUGCCACACACUUCAAUCAUUCAACACUUGCAAAGAAACGGCUACAUGCAAUUCAAAACCAAGUUGGUUUGCCGGUUCAUUCAAUUAUACAGGCAAUCCCAACAAGAUGGAAUUCAACUCUACAUAUGUUGCGUAGGAUGUUGGAACAGAAGCAUGCUCUCAGCAUAUAUGCAAGUGAGUAUGGUCAUUUUAGUUUACCAAAUACAUAUGAGUGGGAACUUGUCGCCAAAUUAGUUGCUUUAUUGAUACCCUUUGAGACGAUAACGUUGGAGAUUAGUCAUUCUGAAGCUUCCGCAUCAUGCAUACUACCCAGUAUUGCAGUACUUAAAGCUCUUCUACAAAGUGAUAAUGAAGCAACAUUUGGGAUUGGUACUAUAAAAGGAACCAUGUGUGAAAGCCUGUUAAGAAGAUAUUGUAAUGUUGAAAAUGUUAAACCAGUGGUGAUUGCUUGCCUCCUGGAUCCCCGAUUCAAAGACAAACCAUUUUCAUCAGAGAUUGUCUUAGGUAGAGCUAAGGAUUGGUUAAUUAAUGAAGUUAAGGAACAAGACCAAGGAGAAGAACCAGUGGCAGCAAAGAAGCAAAAACAAUCCAGUGAUAGUGAGAAUGACCUAUUGUCCAAUUUGUACAAAAAUGUCUUAGGUCAAGGAUCUACUGAUAACAAUGAGUGUGAAUCAACAGAUGUUCAAACAGAAAUUAAUAAAUAUCUUUCAGAACCACUUAUUGAUCGGUCUACCGGACAUCCACUGGAUUGGUGGAAAAAUAAUGAAACUCGUUUUGUCAUUCUAGCCAAACUAGCUAGAAAAUAUUUAAAUCCACCGCCUUCUUCUGUGCCAAGUGAACGAGAUUUUAGCACAAUUGGAAAUAUAUAUGAAGAUAAAAGAAGCCGCCUCACUGGCGAACACGCAGAACAACUUUGUUUCCUGUACUAUAACUUGCAUUUGCUCGAAUACAAUUAUUAAAUCAGAUUUAGAUUGAUUAUUUUCAUUUGUUUCGCUAGUGUAAAAAUAUCGGUAAAAUAUCGGUAUCGGUGAAAGCUAAAAAUAUCGGUAUCGGUAUCGGUGGAAAAAAUUGAUAUCGGUCGGUCUCUAAAUACUAUUACAAACUAUGCGUGCGGUUUAACUUUAUAACUGAUUAGCUGAAUCACUGAUUAGUGAUUAUGUCAGCGAACCAUUGUACGAAUGCACACAGUAUUUACGAAAGUCGUAAUUUUCGCGGAAAUUUGUGACGUCAUAAUUUGCGGUCGGCGGAAAUUAAAAAAAUAGAACACUGGGUGUGCGAAGACCACAGGGCAUUAAUUACCCUGCCAAGUUGGCAAAACAAUCUUUCAGUAGCACCCCAUCUUUAUCUGUAGAAAACGAUUCAGAAACUGAUGAUUUGUGGUCGUCCUUUUCGGAUGAAGAUUUUUUGGGGUUUUAGAAACUUUUGAAUUUUAAAACCCUUUUCCAUUGUUUCUUUUUUGCGUUCUUUCGUUUUUGCGCUCUUUUGUUUGGUGUAUGAACGUAGUGUAGGCGAGUUCGUUAGUAACUUUUAUUUUUUUAUGCCGAGUUUGUGAUUAAACGCCAGUCUGUUUCUACCCUAAUAAACUCUGUUAUGAUUUACCUGUUUAAGAUGAAUAAGAUUUAUACCAUCACGUUGUUGUUGUUUGUGAUAACUGGUCCGGUGGUAAUAAGAAACCGUAACUAGUUAAAAAAAGAAUUUUGUGAUCAGAGACGCGCGCGCGACAUCGUGUCAGUGACACCACGCCCUGCCCACGUCUUUUAUAUCCUCGGCAUAUUGCCGACGUAUUUUAAAAAUUCGCCGAUUUAACAUCCAACUUCACACUAAAUACAAAAUUUUGAUCAUUCGAAAUAAUUUAGUUUCGGGGAGCAACACUUGCCAAAAAAAUCCACAAGUGUGCAACAAAAGCUCUCUGUGUACUACUGCCCUUUGCAAUAUCGUAUCUGUGUAAGACUGGGUUUUGUGAGGUAGCGUCAAUCAAAACUAAAUAUCGAUCAUGCUUGGAUAUAGAACGAGAAAUGCGUGUGUGCAUUUCAACCAUUCCACCGCGAUUUAAAAAGGUGUGAUCAGAGCACCAAGACCAUACUUCACAAUAAGUAGAAAAUGAACCAUAUGCCUUAAACGAACCCAAUCCUAUUACGCACUGGCGUAGAGUACGGGCGUGCGGAGUGCGACGCACUCUUGCCAAUUUAGGAAUUCGCUACUCCUGUUUAAUUAACGAAUACCGCACGCGCAUAUAAUGUCUAGAUGAUGACAAUCGACAGAUUAAUUCAUAAAGAAACGUGUUAAAAUUUGACUUAUAUUUGCGCAAUCGUGAUUAUUACAACAUAACAUCCUACUGUUUGUAAAUAUGCGGCAAAUCACCCCAUUUUACCGCUUCCUGAUUGACCAAUCAGAAACAAAGGAAUCAUGGAUUAACUAGCAUUAUUACAUGUGCUAGACCAGACGAUCGCAUAAUAUGUAUGCUUAUGGGAGUAUUUAUUAUAGCAAUGUUUAGUUUCCUUGAUUGAGAGUUGAGAGUUGCGAAUGCGCGUCAGGCAUG